Molecule: messenger RNA, 957 nt
Organism: Amphimedon queenslandica
Lineage: Eukaryota; Metazoa; Porifera; Demospongiae; Haplosclerida; Niphatidae
Product: signal peptide, CUB and EGF-like domain-containing protein 2
Exons: 8
Molecular function (GO): calcium ion binding
Source: RefSeq, a predicted model, not a curated record
UUUCUGACAGUGUUUGCAUGCACUCUUGUAUUAAUACACCUGGCAGCUAUUAUUGUACUUGUGGAUCUGGUUAUACUUUAAAUAAUGAUACAAACAUUUGUCAAGAUAUUAAUGAGUGUGCAGUUAAUAAUGGAGACUGUGAACAGCUGUGUAAUAAUAGUAUUGGAAGUUACUGGUGCUCUUGUCUUACUGGAUACACAUUAGAUACAAACUAUGUGAAUUGCUCAGAUAUUAAUGAGUGUGACACUAACAAUGGAGGUUGUGAACAGAUUUGUACUAAUACUGACUCAUCCUAUCAGUGUUCAUGCAGUGAAGGAUUCAAAUUGCAUAAUUAUUUCUUUUGUUCAGAUAUUGAUGAAUGUACUGAUGGUACCAGUAAUUGUAGUCAUAUUUGCUUAAACACGGUUGGUAGCUAUACCUGUCAGUGCCAGUUAGGAUAUAAGCUUGAUACAGAUAAUCAUACUUGUAUUGAUAUCAAUGAAUGCGAUGCUCUGGAUGGAGGUUGUGAGCAAACCUGUCAAAAUACUGAAGGAUCCUAUCAUUGCUCAUGUUUUAUUGGAUACAGUUUGGAUUCUGAUCAAUACAAUUGUUCAGACAUCAAUGAAUGUAGUUUCAAUAAUGGACAUUGUGAACACAUUUGUGAAAAUUCUAUUGGAAACUAUACAUGCUCUUGUAAUUCAGGCUAUGUGCUAGUAAAUGGAAAAUUUUGCUCAGAUAUUGAUGAGUGUAAUAUUGAAAAUGGAGGUUGCAAGCAAACCUGUCACAAUACUGCUGGAAGUUAUUCCUGUGUUUGUGAUAUGGGCUUUACUUUAGAUCUUCAUGAUAACUGCAUAGAUAUUAAUGAAUGUGAUACUAGUAAUGGAGGAUGUGACCAGUCUUGUCACAAUACAUUUGGUAGCUAUUACUGUACAUGCAACAACAGCUACUCACUCAAUGCUGACUAUCAUACUUGUGAUG